UUUACCUUGUCCGUUCUCAGCUCGAUUUAAUGAAAUUCAUAUGUUCGAAUCUUCUCGAUGAUGUAUCGAAGGGACUUCAAAGGGAAUACUUGUUUAUUUUGUCCCUCGCCACACAGUUGUAUGUGAGAAGAUCCUUGAAGAGGAAAAUGUUUAUAAUUUGAUGACUAUAGGGGUGUACCCAUUGUACAUAGUUCCAUUGGACGAGGAUGUAUUAUCAUUUGAACUCGACCUUGCUUAUAAAGAAAGCCAAGUCGAUGGUGAUACAAGCUCACUUUGGCAUAUCGCUAAAGCCAUUCGCAAGCUUGAGUUUUCUUUUGGAGUGAUACCAAACGUGAGAGCCAAAGGCAAAGCAUCAGUGCGUGUUGCAGACAUUCUAAACCGUAUGCAAGCAGAGGAACCUGUUAACUCACCUGAUAUGGUUGUGCCAGAGAUAAAUACACUCAUCCUUUUAGAUAGGGAGGUUGACAUGGUUACUCCUAUGUUGUCUCAAUUAACAUAUGAGGGGCUACUUGAUGAGUGUCUGCAUGUCAAUAAUGGUUCUGUGGAGCUGGAUGCAUCUAUCAUGGGUCUCCAACAAGAGGGAAAAAAGAUAAAAGUUCCACUUAAUUUGAGUGACAAGCUGUUUAAGGAGAUACAGGAUCUCAACUUUGAAGUUGUCGUCCAGAUUCUACGUCAGAAAGCAACAUCCAUGAAGCAGGACUACACAGAAGUGACAACAACUACACAGUCAGUUUCUGAAUUAAAGGACUUUGUCAAAAAGCUGAACUCGUUGCCAGAGAUGACAAGGCACAUAAAUCUUGCUCAGCAUCUGCCGACAUUCACAUCAAAGCCAGCCUUUCUUGGGCAACUUGACAUGGAACACACAUUGUUGAGGCACAGAGUUAUGACAUGAAGGGAUGGCAUAUGAUUUGAUUGUUGGGACAACCAAAAUUGUCAGUGGGCAUAGCUUAGCUGAAACUUUUGUAGAGAGGUUGGGCUAAGGUGAAAAUUUUUGUUUGUUUUUUCUUUUUCUUUUUGUAAAGUCUUACUGGCUAUGAGAGUAGAAACUGAGGGUUGUUGGCCUGACUUGAAGCCCAUGUAGGGCAUGUUGAACUGAUUAUAUCUGUUAGCUUGUUGAGAGUAGCGUGUACGGUUUUCUGGCUUCACCUUUUCUGUAUUGAUUUUGUGAGGUCAAAUCCCAGCAACCCUUUGAAGGAAUUAUUUGGUUUGAAUUGAAAGAGAGUAUUUCCACUUA
Molecule: messenger RNA, 1234 nt
Organism: Quercus robur (English oak)
Lineage: Eukaryota; Viridiplantae; Streptophyta; Magnoliopsida; Fagales; Fagaceae
Product: vacuolar protein-sorting-associated protein 33 homolog
Exons: 12
Coding region: 161-892 (243 amino acids)
Biological process (GO): vesicle-mediated transport; intracellular protein transport
Cellular component (GO): CORVET complex; vacuole
Source: RefSeq, a predicted model, not a curated record